AUGUACCGCUUCGCAGCCAAGCUUGCCUCAAAAGCCAGGGUUGCUGGAAACAGCAGCCAGCAGGACAAGGUUAAGAACAUUGGUGCAAGCCUAGUGAAACAGGUCGCCAAUGCUACAAACGAUGUUGCUGGUGAUGGUACUACCUGUGCCACUGUCCUCACUCGCGCAAUAUUCGCUGAAGGCUGCAAGUCUGUGGCAGCUGGCAUGAAUGCCAUGGACCUAAGACGAGGCAUCACAAUGGCUGUUGAUGCAGUAGUUACAAACUUGAAAAGUAGAGCAAGAAUGAUCAGCACAUCCGAGGAGAUUGCUCAGGUUGGAACAAUUUCUGCUAAUGGAGAAAGAGAAAUUGGUGAGCUGAUUGCAAAGGCUAUGGAGAAAGUAGGGAAAGAGGGUGUUAUAACAAUUCAAGAUGGAAAAACACUGUUCAAUGAAUUGGAAGUGGUUGAAGGGAUGAAGCUUGACAGAGGUUACAUAUCUCCAUACUUCAUUACAAAUCAGAAAAAUCAGAAAUGUGAAUUGGAUGACCCGCUCAUUCUAAUCCAUGAGAAGAAAAUAUCAAGCUUACAUGCUAUUGUGAAAGUUUUGGAAUUAGCUUUGAAGAGGCAAAGGCCUCUUUUGAUAGUUUCGGAAGACGUUGAAAGUGAAGCACUUGCAACUCUUAUUGUUAACAAACUUCGAGCUGGAAUUAAGGUUUGUGCUGUGAAAGCACCCGGAUUUGGUGAAAACAGGAAAUCUAGUUUGCAAGAUCUUGCUGUCUUAACUGGAGGCCAGGUUAUAAGUGAGGAGCUCGGAAUGAAUCUUGAAGAUAUUGAAUUGGAUAUGCUGGGCUCAUGCAAAAAGGUUACUAUAUCCAAGGAUGAUACUGUUGUACUUGAUGGUGCUGGUGAGAAGAAAUCUAUAGAAGAACGAUGUGAGCAGAUUAGGUCGGCAAUUGAAUUGAGUACUUCUGAUUACGACAAGGAGAAGUUGCAAGAAAGGCUCGCUAAACUUUCUGGCGGUGUGGCUGUCCUGAAGAUUGGAGGUGCUAGUGAGGUUGAGGUAGGCGAGAAAAAGGACCGGGUGACUGAUGCUCUAAAUGCCACAAAAGCAGCUGUAGAAGAAGGAAUUGUGCCUGGUGGAGGUGUGGCCCUGCUAUAUGCUUCUAAAGAAUUGGAUAAGUUGCCGACCGCAAACUUCGAUCAGAAGAUUGGUGUGCAGAUUAUUCAGAAUGCACUGAAGACACCUGUUUACACUAUUGCAUCAAAUGCCGGUGUUGAAGGUGCUGUUGUUGUGGGCAAGUUGUUGGAGUCGGACAACCCUGAUCUUGGAUAUGACGCUGCUAAAGGUGAAUAUGUUGAUAUGGUGAAAGCUGGAAUUAUUGACCCAUUGAAGGUUAUUCGGACUGCCCUUGUCGAUGCUGCUAGCGUGUCGUCAUUGAUGACAACUACAGAAGCAAUUGUGGUGGAGUCCAAGGACGAGAAGGCGGCCCCACCAAUGGGCGGCGGUGGUGGCAUGGGUGACAUGGACUACUGA
Messenger RNA from Striga hermonthica, 1512 nucleotides. The record is from the annotation of a GenBank genome assembly. NCBI's taxonomy places the organism in Eukaryota, Viridiplantae, Streptophyta, Magnoliopsida, Lamiales, Orobanchaceae.